Molecule: messenger RNA, 765 nt
Organism: Camarhynchus parvulus
Lineage: Eukaryota; Metazoa; Chordata; Aves; Passeriformes; Thraupidae
Product: fibrinogen-like protein 1-like protein
Exons: 3
Coding region: 1-765 (254 amino acids)
Source: RefSeq, a predicted model, not a curated record
AUGGGGCUCCAGGCUGGGACACCCUGGCUGCACCGGGACCUUGUGCUGCUGCCCCUCCUGGGGGCAAUGCUGCUGCUCUGUGCCAGCGCCGGCCCCGCCGCGCCCACGGCCGGCCCCCGGAGCGCCUCAGGGUUCCCCCCGGACUGCAGCCGCCUCCGCAAGGGCAGCCCCAGCGGGGUGUACGUGAUCCAGCCUGCCCGGUCCCCCCCGCGCGUGGUCUGGUGCGACAUGGACACCGAGGGCAAGGGCUGGACCGUGGUGCAGAGAAACUCCCACGACACUGAGCUCACGUGGAAGCAAUCCUGGACCACCUACAAGUACGGCUUUGGGAACGUGCACAGCGAUUACUGGCUGGGCACCGAGUACCUGCACCUGCUGACGCAGCAGGGCACAUACAAGGUGCGCUUCGUGGUGCGGGACAAAGCCAACGUCACCCACUACGCCGAGUACGACAUCUUCAGAGUGGAGAACGAGGCCAGCGGGUACCCCCUGAGGCUGGGCAGGCACUCUGGAGAUGGGGAUGACUACCUGACCCUCUACCACCCCAAGAAGGGGGGCAUUCAUGACAACAUGAAGUUCAGCACAGUCGACAAGGACCAGGACCAGUACAGCGGGAACUGCGCCAAGAGCUACGGGGGGUGGUGGUACAACAGGUGCCAGAACGUCCUGCUCAAUGCCAAAAACUACAUUGUUUGGCCAGGAUUCUGUGAUAAAGGUGACUGUGCAUCCUCCCUCAUCCUGGUCAAACCCACAGAUGUGUGUUGA